Loxodonta africana (African savanna elephant) is the source of this 4693-nucleotide messenger RNA. RefSeq names its product zinc finger protein 576 (gene ZNF576). The transcript has 2 exons. Gene Ontology annotation, biological process: regulation of transcription by RNA polymerase II. Bases 200 to 751 code for a protein of 183 amino acids. Gene Ontology annotation, cellular component: nucleus. Gene Ontology annotation, molecular function: sequence-specific DNA binding; DNA-binding transcription factor activity, RNA polymerase II-specific. The record is from RefSeq and is a predicted model, not a curated record. Lineage: Eukaryota; Metazoa; Chordata; Mammalia; Proboscidea; Elephantidae.
ACUCGGGGUGUCGAAUCUUUUGGUAGGUUUGAAGCUUCUCUAGUGAGAGCUCUAUCACGUUAAGAGCUCAAGAAAAUUGCCUCUCCCGAGAGUCAAAGGUUGGCAAGGAGAGCCACUGUCAAAAGUCAAAGAUCAUAGUACUAGCCGGCCCUCUGCGGCUGGUGACAGAUGAGCAGCCUCAGUUGAUUUCCUAUUCAUCAUGCAUCUUCCUCUCUUGACUAGAAGGGUCCCAGUCACUAUGGGGGACCCGCACCCCAAAGAGGCCAUGGAGCAGCAGAACUCACCCAAGGAGAGGAGUCCGCGCAGCCCCGGAGGCGACAUCUGCCACCUGGGGGCCCCACAGUGCACCCGCUGCCUCAUCACCUUCGCUGAUUCCAAGUUCCAGGAGCGUCAUAUGAAGCGGGAGCACCCAGCGGACUUCGUGGCCCAGAAGUUACGGGGGGCCCUCUUCAUCUGCUUCACCUGUGCUCGCUCCUUCCCCUCCUCCAAGGCCCUCAUUACCCACCAGCGCAGCCACGGCCCAGCCACCAGGCCCUCCCCGCCGGCUGCACCCACCACUGCCCAGCCCACCUUCCCCUGUCCUGACUGUGGCAAAACGUUUGGGCAGGCUGCUUCUCUGAGGCGGCACCGCCAGGCACACAAGGCCCGCGCGGCUCCUGGCCCCUUCGCCUGCACUGAGUGUGGUCAGGACUUUGCCCAGGAAGCUGGGCUGCAUCAGCACUAUAUCCGCCAUGCCCGUGGGGAGCUCUGAGCCCGGCUUAACCUUGUGCAGGGCGACAGGAGCUCUGUGGCUGCAAGGACCCACCCAUGACGUGGGGUGCAGGUCCUCUGGGGGUCUUGGAGGGAUUUGCUUCCCUGCCCAGGAAAGCAAAGGGCUCCUGAUAAACAGACCCCAGAAGAUCAUCAUUUGAGGCUUCAGGCUUUGGAAGACAUGAAAACCUUUAGAGAACCAGUGAAAUCAGACAACGGAGAGAUCUUUUGUUUAAAAAAAUUGAGCAAGAUGAGAGUGAGAGGAAAGAUGUUAUUUUAUCGCCCUUGUUUACAAUUAAACCGUCUGAAAUCCCAACGAGCUGCUGAUUGUGUAAUCACUGUUAAUUCCUCCCAGAUGGACACCGUGGGCUGUAGGAGCAAACUGCCUGGGUGUGUGCCUAAGUGGGGGGCAGGGAAGAUAAGGGGUUGCAGGCCUGUAUGCCACCGGGUUCAAGACGAAGAGCAACUUGGAUCCUUGGAAAUGGGAUGGCAAAGAUGGGAGCCGGGCCCUGCAUCACAUGGAGGUCGCAGUCCAGGUCCCUGUCUCUUCCCCCUCCCUGCCAGUCUUCCUCACUCAAGGUGGCCCUUCUGAGAAUUUAUGCCCCAUAUAAAUAACUUUAUGUACCAUUCCAGUGAUGGGGUAUCUUUCAGACGUGUAGGGAAGAUGGCAUGAAUAAACUAACAAAUUACAUCAAAAAGCAGAGAGGAUCUAUAUUAAAACAUUUACACAGGGAGCUCUGACUUUUGGGCAGAAAUUCCAGAGACCAUGAGAAGGGGAGGAGGAGAGCCUCAGGGCAGAGCUGGCCUAGCCCUGUGGGGAAACUGGUUUGGAAUCCAACAGAGAUACCGUCUGUUUCCUGUUUUAUUUGGCAACAUUGGAAACACUGUUAAGAUUCUAUUUUCAAAUCCCUUCAAAGGCCCAUCCCUGGGUUGACAAGUGCCAGCAGGGGCACUGCAGGUACAAGAGGCUAGGGCUGGACAGUGGGUGUCACCCUGAGCCUGGAGAUGAGCCGCACCCCACCAAUUUACCCCUCACAUUACCUGUCCUACCCCUGGAGACAAUGGUGGAUGCCCUCAAUGUCUAUUUGAGUUGAGGGAUGUUUUGAAAGCCCAUAGGAGAGAUGGAUGUGGCAGAGAACUACUAUCUCUUCCCAUUUUUACCUAGGCACUUUUGACUAAAAAGACCACAUUUCCCAGAUCCCCUUUAAGCUAGAUGUGGCGGUACUGAGUUCUGGCUAAUAGGAUAUAGAGUAUGGUUAUGUAUAAUUUCUGGGGAGUGUCCUUAAGCUUCAGGAAGAGACAUGCCCUUCCUCCACCUUCCUGCCUGGAAUAUGGACAGAGAAGGAGCCAUUUUGGACCAUCAGGAUGACAACAGCACGCAUUAAGAGCAAAGCAACAAGACAGCAGAAAUCUGGGUCGCUGGUUGACUUUGUGGCUCCAAGCCACCAUACUAACCCUACAAUAUCCACUUCCAAGUUGUUAUGUAAGAGAGAAAUAAACCCCUAUCUUGUUUUUAAAAAAAAAAAAAAAAACUGCUGUCGAAUCAAUUCCAACUCAUAGCAACACUGUAGGAUAGAGCAGAACUGCCCCAAAGGGUUUCCAAGGCUGUAAAUCUUUACAGAAGCAGACUGCAGACUUUCUCCCUCGGAGCAACUGGUGGGUUCGAAAUGACAACCUUUUGGUUAGCAGCUGAGCACUUAACCGCUGCACCACCAUGGCUCUUUUCUAUCUUGUUUAAGCCACCAUUAUUUUGGGUCUCUGUCACAUGCACCAGAAUAUACAGCCUAAGGCAGGGGUCUGUAAACUGCCAAAUCCAGCCAGGUGCCUGGUUUUGUAAAUAAAGUUUUAUUGGAACACAUCAUAUUCAUUUAUGUAUUACCUAUGGGUGCUUUCACACACAACAGCAGAGUUGAGUAGCUGGCAGAUGAUAUGGCCCACAAAACAGCCUAAAAUAGACCAUCAGACCUUUUACAGAAAGUUUGUGGACCUCUUGCCUACCUGACAGACAUAACCUACCUGAGUCUAGAAUCCCUGUCCUGGAAAAUAUUAGCUAGCAGCCUGUGUGUAUGCGUGUGUGUUUUGUUGUUACUGCUGUAGCAUUUGGGGCAGAGCUAGUGUGAGCCUCGUUGCUGGAGUGACUUAGAAAAAAAUUGGCUUGGACUCAGUUGGUCAUUACUUUUUUCCCAAGACACCAACUUCAGCAAAGCCAAGUAUUUCCUCUGGAACCUGGUGGAAGCUCAGAAGAUUCCAGCCCAGAUGCCUUCACACCACCCCCCGAGAGACUUCCCCAGGGACAAGCCUAAGGAUCUAGUCCAGCAUGCUGUCCUGAGAUAGUAUAUCCUGGGCUUCCUGUUCUCUCUCUACAUUCCCAAGAUAUCACAGAUUCCCAAAACUUUAAAAAGCAUCACUGGGGACUUCAAAAUCUUUAUCUCAGUCCAAACACUAGACUUCUGCCCAGAGCUACAGUCGCCUGGAUGAUGAAUGGGAACUUCAAACUUAAAAUGGGUAAAUGCGCCUCUAGUAGAGACCUGCCCUCACCACUACUUCCAUCCCCCAGUCACCUAACUGCUCCUGCCCCAGGGCCUUUGCACUUGCUCUUGUUCCAUCCACCGAGAGUGUUCUUACCCCAGAAUGCUGCCUCAUUUAUUGGCUAAAGUCGUACCCCUCUCACCCUGGUUUAUUUUCUUCCUAGCACUCUUCAGCACCUGGAAUUAUCACACUUUUAUUAUAUUUGGCCUUACACUGGAAUCCAAGCUCCUCGGGGCAAGGAAGGGUUGUGCUUCCCUCACUGCUUCAUGCCCAGCACCUACCAGGGAGGCUCGAAAAGUGCCCAUUGUUUACCUACUGUCUCUCAGCCUCAUGGACACCCUUCUACACUGCUCUAUGAUGCUGAGAGCUCUCUGCAAAUUGUUUCCCAGACGCCCUUGAAAGCCAGCUUCCUUAAGUCCUGCCCAUGAGAGGCAUGGACAGAAUGGAAGGCAGAAACAGGAGAAAUCCAGUGCUUCCAGGAUGAGAAGUGUGGGUUUUGAAAGAUGCUUUAGUCUAAGAUCCUGUAACAGGGGUCGAAAAUGCCAUUGUUUCUUCUGGACCCAGCAGGUACCAUAAAUUAGUGAAGCAGGCAGGAUCUAGGUGGUCUAGGUGUGAGACGGUAGGAAAUGAGCACUGUGGCAAAGAGGAGUGAAUGCCCCAUUUAAGCCGGAGGUGACCCCUACUCAGCUCUGCAAACUACUGCCCCACGAGAUUGUGGGUUCAGCAAUCCAGAUCUUACAAUUUUUCAAGAGAAGCCAGAAACUGGCAUUUUUAUGUGACAGCUGCCCAUUCUUAAAUGCUGGUAACCAUCGCAAUUUAAAAAAACCUCAGUAACUCCGUGGAGACCAAAAUACACCCCCUCUUCAAGUCAGAUGGUGACCGUGGGCAACUACACUGCCAUUUCCAGUCUGUGGCUUAGUGGCUAAGAAUGUACACCUUGAAUCCAGUUGUCUGGGUUCAAACCUGGGCUCAGCUUUUUACUAGCUGUGUGGCCUCUGGCAAGUAACUCAACCUCUCUGUGCCUUACUCAAAGCAGUUGUAAAAUGAGCAUAAUAUCCCCUACAUCUCAAAGACAGAACCCUGGUAGCAUAGGGGUUAAGAGCUAUGGCUGGUAACCAAAAGGUUAGCUGUUCAAAUCCACCAACCGCUCCUUGGAAACCCUAUGGGGCAGUUCUACUCUGUCCUAUAGGGUCACUAUGAAUUGGAAUCGGUUCAACAGCAAUGGGUUUAAAUUUAUGUCCAUAUUACACUUAGCACAGGGCUUGCACACUAAAAGCCCUCAGUAAAUGGGUUCCAAUUUCACAGGGGCCAAGCUUCUUUGAGUUACUCCUUUCUAUCUCAGUCAGUAUAAUGGCCUUCCUCUGGCCACUCUCUAACCUCAUCUCCCAUCACCCUUCCUCCUGCCUCCCUCAGG